UUGGAAAACGUAAACAACAACGUGUAACUUUACCAUACGUUACUGGCAGGGAUAUAAUAUGAUAAAAUGCUAAUAUAUAUUUAAAUUAUCAGGCAAAGCUUUGUGUUCAUAGUAAAAAACACAGGCACGAGUAGUAAAAACUGAAUAUUUUCUUAAAUAAAAUUGGAACGUGCUGCGGAUUAUAAACAUUGAUCGAGUUUCGGUUUGAGGAGACAGGCAUACCGUAUUUCCUCUAAAAUGUUGAAAUUAACAAAUGCACGUCAAUUACGAACGUUACUCGUGCAGAUAAACCGGAAGUACAGCAGUAAGACUGACACUGCCCAUUAUAAAGUUGUGGUAGCUGGAGGGGGUGCGGGUGGCUGCGCGGUUGCGGCACGUGCUGUACGUGCACUAGGCCAAGGAAAUGUUGCUGUCAUAGAACCUGCUAAGACCCAUUAUUACCAGCCAUUGUGGACAUUGGUUGGUGCUGGGAUUAAGAAAGUGGAACAGACAGCCAGGCCUAUGAAAGAUGUAUUACCUAAAAAUUGUGAUCAUCUUGCAGAGAAGGUGGCAGAGUUUGAUCCUGACAGGAAUACAGUAACACUGGGGAAUGGCAAGAAGAUAAGUUAUGAUUACUUGGUAGUAGCUUUAGGGAUACAGAUAGAUUUAAACAAGGUGGAAGGUUUGGUAGAUGCUCUAAACAAUGACCCACUUGUUGGCAGCAUAUAUCUUCCUGAUAUGGCAAGUAAAACAUUCACCGCCAUGCAAAACUUCAAGGGAGGUAAUGCAGUAUUUACCUUUCCUAAUACACCAAUCAAAUGUGCAGGAGCACCACAGAAAAUCAUGUACCUAGCUGACGAGUUUUGGAGAAAGCAUGGCGUUAGAGACAAGGCAGAAAUCAACUAUUUUACUUCACUUGGUAAAAUGUUUGGUGUGGACAAGUAUGCUGCCACAUUGAGAGAGAUAGUGAAGAGAAAGGAUAUACAUGUAAACUUUAGAACAAGUCUAAAAGCUGUUGAUCACAGAAAAAAGACAGUGACUAUUGAAUAUCUGGACAGUGAGACUGGUGAAGAGCAAACUCAUAAAUACGACUUCCUGCAUGUGGCGCCACCUAUGUCAGCCCCAGAUCAGCUUAAGAAUGCCCCAUCCAAGUUUGUAGACAGUGCGGGAUUUCUGGAUGUAAACCAACUCAACAUGCAGCACAGUAAUUAUGAGAACGUGUUUGGUCUCGGUGAUUGUACAAACAUUCCUACAGCCAAAACUGCUGCAGCAGUUGGUGCCCAGAAUAAAAUACUGUUUAACAGUUUACAGUCAGUGAUGGCAGGAACAUCUCCUAAUGGACAGUAUGAUGGCUACACAGCCUGCCCUCUAGUGACAAGCUACAAUAAAUGUGUGAUGGCAGAGUUUGACUUCAGCUGUAUGCCGCUGGAAACAUUUCCUGUCAAUCAGGCGAAGGAAAGGAGAUCUAUGUACUUCUUUAAGAAAAAUGUGUUCCCUGAAAUCUACUGGAAUCUUUUAGUCAAGGGUCACUGGGGUGGAAACAAGGUUUUUAGAAAAGUGUUGCAUCUUGGGAUGUCAAAAUAGAGAAAAAUUUUGGAUGAGUGUAUAACGGAAGAACAGGGGAGAUAAUAAUUGUACAUACAACCUCUACAUCACUUUAACAUACUUUAAAAGGUGUUGGUUGAUUGACCAAAUUUUAUUGUGUAGUUUUGUUCUAAAAAAGCUUUUAGUGACAUUUAUGCUCUUUUUUCUCAUUGUCAACUUGAGCUGAAUUGACUAUGUAUUUCAGAAGAUUUACUGUUAUAAUGGUGACUGGCCAACAGUUUAUAUUGUAAAUUUUUUUAGAUAAAAUAUAAAUCUGCCUAAAAUGUAAAUGACUUUCCAACUUUUUAUAAAUUGAACGUUACAGGUAAGUGGAUAUUUACAAAAAUUUCUUUGACCAAUGUGACAUAUUUAUCGUUCAUUUAAAGUAAAUUAUAAAAUUGAAAGGAAUUAUGGCAAAUUAUAAACUCAUUUUGACUUUCACACGUUCACACUUUAUAUACCCUUGAAUGUGCAUGAUGCCAUUUCAAAUGAAGUUAGGUCAUAUUGUUCCAUUAAACAAUAUUUGAACAUUUUUUAUGUAUCUUUAUUUGAUAAAUUUUUUGAUGUUGAUAUACACUGGUUUUGUUAUUUUAGUCUACUAUAAACAAAUUAUAAACAUGUAUUGAUAUAUUUUACAUAUUGACAUAGUGUAACUUUAUUAUAUAAGAAGUUAUAAAGUAACCAUAGUUUUACAAACAUUGUUGUCAUAGAAAUAUGACACAGAAAUCUCAACUAUUAUAAGAUAUGUUAAGUAUUGCUGCACAUGAUGUGUAUGUUAAGAGAACAGAAUGAGUGGUAAUGAAGGUUUGUUUUUGAUGUCAUGUUGAAGUGUCAGCUCAUAUUACUGGCUUCCAAAUGAAUGAUUUGUUAUGUAUAUUGUUUUUGUAUGGGCCUAAGGCCAUAAAACAUUUUUUGUUUUUACAUGGGCCUGGUGCCAUAAAACAAUUUUUACCAUGGGCCUGAGGUCAAUAAAGCUUAAUUAUUUCAAUGUCUUAUCUUUAUAAUGAAGAUUGCAAAAGUAGGGAAUUUGCUUGUCUAUUUCUAUCAAUAAAUCUAAGAGAAAAAAUUCAAAACUAAGAUAUGAAAAUAGUGCCUGUGUCUCUCUUUCAGGAUAUUAAUGACAAAACUGUCUUGUUGAGUAUUUCAAAUGUGAUCUUAACCAAUAUUUUUUCAUGAAAGUAAUAUAUGUCCCUUCUUAACUUGAAUGUUUAUAAAAAUAAGAUAUUGAUAGUCAUUGCCCUUAACAGCUGAGCAUAUCAACGCAUUAUAAUUAAAAAUUGUUAGUUUUGGUUUUGUGCAAUGUUGUAUGAAUCAGCAUUAUUUUAAUUGUAUAAUAACAGUGGCCUGAUUAUUUCUAUAGUUCUGCUGGUCACAGAAGUCAGACAUUUUUGCAUUAACUAUUAGUUAUUUACAUUUGUGUUGACAUUCGGAAUCUGUAUUGGUAUGUGAGUCUGAUUUUUCUUGCUUAUUUUGAUAAUUUAUUAAGGUAAAGAGUUCCUGAAAAAUUAUGUAUUUCUAAAUCUAAUAUAACAGUUUAUCUAAAAAUUUGAUAUUUUGCUACUCCACUUAUGAUGUGAAUAAAAUAAGAUUUAUAUACAAUGUAUGUAAAUUAAAUAAUACAUAUCUAGAUCCAUAUGUACUUACGCAAUAGCAAUUUACCUUAAAGUAAUUUUAUAACACAUGCACUGUAAUCUGUUAAUUAAACCGGUUUUGCGUAACAAGGCUGGUCAUCAGUGCAUUACAUACAUUUGCUUAAAGCAAAUAUUAAAUUAUAUUGUUGUGCUACAGCUCUGAAUGAAAGAGUAAAAAGAACAUUUAAUCAUUCUUACCAAACAUUGUGUUCCUGGAUAAAUGAGACUUUUUAAUGUUUAUGAAAAUGUUAUUGUCCAAAAUGUUGUUUUACAAUUAAAAAUUGUCAUAUCUUAAUUUUAAACUUUAUUGUCUUAGAAACUACCAUUUUAUCCUGUGAUAAUAUUGGUAGUUGUCAUUUUAUUACAGUACUAAUAUUUUUGAUUGUCCUCACUUAAUUGAUUCAAUUUAAUUAUUAUCAAAAGUUAUAUCACUUGGCCUUUUUGGUGCAAUUGUUAUGGUAACAAACUAGUAUUAAAGAAUGUUUAUAAUUAUGCUUUUUAUGUAAAGACCCCUAAAUUAUAGGAAGCAGUACGUGACCUAAUAGUUACAAUGGUCUGUCACUACCCAGGGUCAUAACUAUGUCUCUGUAAAGCCCCGUAAAGUAUGGGGAGGGUUGGCCUAGUGGUUACAAUUGUCUAUCACUUGACCUAGAGAUUAUGGGUUCAAGCCCUACUUUGGUCCCAACAAUGUCUCUUCAUAUGACACAAGUACCGGUUAGUUCCAGAAAGUGGCCUUCAUUGAUACAAAUGUGAGCUACUAGUUAUCCUUGUAUAAAAGUAUUAAAAGUCAAUUUAGAAUUUUUCAGAAGAAUUCAGUUAUUUGUAUUUGUAAUGUAAAUAUUGCAGCAUAAUAAAUGAUAUAACAAUCUUAGUGUUCAUUUGUAACAUUUUGAAAGUUUCAAGACUUAAUGAUCUGUGAAUUUAUUAAUAUCAUUAUUUUUAUAUUUGAUAUAAGAAGCUUAUGAUGUCUGUUUUCAUACAUAUAUAAUUAUUUACUGUAUUACAUUUUACUACUUAAUUACUUCUAUUUCUGUAUGACUUAAGGUACCUUUUUUUUACUUGUGCUUAAAAUGUUUGACUUUUACAUAAAUGUACACUUUCAAAAUCAUAAAAUCAUUAAAUGUUCAUAGUUUAACUUUUU
Ruditapes philippinarum (Manila clam) is the source of this 4335-nucleotide messenger RNA. RefSeq names its product sulfide:quinone oxidoreductase, mitochondrial-like. The transcript is spliced from 10 exons. Gene Ontology annotation, molecular function: sulfide:quinone oxidoreductase activity; FAD binding. The record is from RefSeq and is a predicted model, not a curated record. Lineage: Eukaryota; Metazoa; Mollusca; Bivalvia; Venerida; Veneridae. Gene Ontology annotation, cellular component: mitochondrion. The coding region runs from base 238 to 1563 and encodes 441 amino acids.